This is a messenger RNA of Pungitius pungitius (ninespine stickleback), 3875 nucleotides long. It is a transcript of the gene xkr7b, whose product is annotated as XK, Kell blood group complex subunit-related family, member 7b. The record is from RefSeq and is a predicted model, not a curated record. Gene Ontology annotation, biological process: engulfment of apoptotic cell; apoptotic process involved in development; phosphatidylserine exposure on apoptotic cell surface. Gene Ontology annotation, cellular component: plasma membrane. The coding region runs from base 67 to 1896 and encodes 609 amino acids. The transcript has 4 exons. NCBI's taxonomy places the organism in Eukaryota, Metazoa, Chordata, Actinopteri, Perciformes, Gasterosteidae.
CCCUCUCCCUCACCCUCACGUAUCCCCACCUCUUUCUCUUGUCUUUCUCUCCCAUCCCUAACCAACAUGGCCGCGAAAUCGGAUGGAGCAGCGGUGUCUGUGGAAGAUGACAACACGCCCGGCAGCCUCCCGGAGCCGGGGAACUCCGCCGCCGGCCGGCCCCGCUGCAGCGCCGCCGGCGGGAAGCCCUACACCCUGCUGGACUGCUGCUGGGUGCUCUGCGCCGUGCUCGUCUUUUUCUCCGACGGCGCGACCGACCUGUGGCUGGCCGCCGACUACUACCUGCGAGGUGACUACUGGUGGUUCGGCUUGACGCUCGUCUUCGUCGUGGUGCCCUCGGCCGUCGUCCAGGUGCUGAGUUUCAGGUGGUUCGUGUACGACUACUCGGAUCUGCGCUGCGGGGACGGAGCAGCGAGCGGCAGCGGCGGCGCGAAGGCGGCGGCGGGCGACGCAUGCGGUGCAGCCGCGGUGGGCGAUUACACUUUAAGCACCAAGGACAGCGGUGGGAGCGCGGCGGGGGGCGACGCCGCGAAUGCCACCCCGGUUUGCGCGUCCUCUGCCCCGCCUGCGACGGCGGGGACAAAAGGAACCCCGCGGAGCUGCUGCACCGUCUGCAUGUGGGUCUUUCAAACCGUGCUUCACCUCCUGCAUCUGGGGCAAGUCUGGAGGUACAUCCACGCUCUCUACCUUGGUGCCCAGAGCCGUUGGCAUGGCGCCGGGCCCCGGCGUCACUUCCACUGGCAGCUGAUGUUUGAGAGCGCUGACAUCACCAUGCUGCGCCUCCUGGAGGCCUUCCUGAAGUCGGCUCCGCAGCUCGUCCUCCAGCUGAGCAUCAUGAUCCACGGAAACAUCGUCCUCCCGCUGCAAGGUCUCUCUGCCUCGGCCUCCUUGGUCUCUCUAGCCUGGAUGAUUGCCUCCUACCAGAAGGUUCUCCGGGACUCCCGCGACGACAAGCUUCCCAUGUCCUACAAGGCCGUGAUCACCCAGAUGCUGUGGCACUUCUUCACCAUCGGGGCGAGGACCGUGGCCUUUGCCCUCUUCGCCUCCGUCUUCCAGCUGUACUUCGGCAUUUUCAUCGUCAGCCACUGGUGUGUCAUGACCUUCUGGAUCAUCCAAGGUGAAACUGACUUCUGCAUGUCCAAAUGGGAGGAGAUCAUCUACAACAUGGUGGUGGGCAUCAUCUACAUCUUCUGCUGGUUCAAUGUCAAGGAAGGCCCCAGCCGCCUACGCAUGACCGUCUACUACUCCGUGACGCUGGCUGAGAACGUGGCCCUGACCGCGGCCUGGUACACCUACCGCGGCCCCCACACCUCCGACUCCUCCGCCCUGGUGGUGGUGUGCCUGUUGGCCUGCAGCUUCGCCCUGGGGACCUUCUUCAUGUUGGUGUACUACUGCUGGCUGCACCCCGACGGGCCCGUCCUGGGCUCUCAGUGGGGAGGGUGCGUAGACGACGGCGCGGUGGGUGCCGGAGGGGUGGCGGGAGUGAUCGACGCCUGCCUCACGCCGUCCCAAGGGUCCCAAACGGACAUGGUCAUCACCAGCCCUCCGAGGACUCUCCCCAGGACUAAAGACACGGGGGAGCCGGUGCCCGGGGAGCGAGACAAGGAGAGAGACGGGGACAGUUGCCUGCCCAUCUUCCAGGUGCGCCCGUCCCCUUCAUCGUCUCCCGCGCUGCUUCACAGGACCUCCUCGUCGUCCCGCGCGCAGGACGGGCCCGUGAUCCGGAUCGACCUGCCGAGGAAGCGAUACCCGGCCUGGGAUGCGCACUUUAUCGACAGGCGCCUGCGCAAAACCAUCCUGCUCCUGGAGACCACGUCAGCCGUCAGCCCGAGGAUACAGUACAGGAGUAGCAUGAUGGGCAGCAAAGAGGUUUUAGAGUACGAGACAACCGUCUGAGCCCGAAAGAGGCUCAGCCUCAGAUCAGUUCUCAUCCCAGAAGCACCCGUGCCGGGAGAAGCGUGGAAAGGUGACAGAGUUUCGAGCAACUCUUCUUUUUCUUUUUUUUUGUGAGUGUCAAACUUGAUUGUAAAAUGUGAAGCGCAAUCUGGGAACAAAUGUCUCCCCUUAAGUCCGGGAGAACGUAGCAUGAAUGAGCCGUGGAAAGUAGAGGGAGUAACGCUUUGAAGGGAGAUAAUCUUCGUCUUUUCAAAAAGCUUGCAGGUGAGACAUUUGAUCCGUCAUCCUGGGACCGAGGGGUGUUAGAUUUAGUUUCAUCCUGCAUGGUUACGGCAAGAAGUAAAAAGGAUUUGAGGGUAAUUGAGAAACAGUCCGCUGCAUGAACUUGAGCCUUGGACCCGAGGGUUUCAACAGUGACUCACACGGGGACUUUUAACGGCUGCAGUUUGCACAGGACAUGCAAUCAUUCGGGCUGGUGGCAAAGUAGACAAGAACGCAGACUCACAAUUUCAUCGAAAUGACUGAAGUGAUAUGAGUGGCGAAUCUUAAAACUGAGUAAAAAUUGAGUUGAGAAGUCAUAGUUAAUUUUUUUUUAUGGAACUAACUGCAAAUAAUUGAAUUCAGCUUUUUAUAUCCAACCACAUACAAAAAGAUAAGUUCAAUUAUUUUCAGUUAGAUUAAGUGACGCACAAUAAAAUAAGCUAAAGACAUAAAUUCAACAAUGACAAACGAAUCUCACUCCCAUUUAACAUGAAUUUACGCAAAGCGUCUGGAUUUCUUUUAAACCUCCAACAUCACCAACUCAUUGCCAAUUGAGUACUCUUUAAUAUUUAAAGAAAUGCAAUCGCUUUGCAGACUUACACACGCACUGUUGAUUUGCUUAGAGCGUUUUACGUUUGCCGCGCAGCAUGACGUCACGCUUCCGAAAGUUUCCCUCGCGGACUCUUGUUAACCACCCUUCAAGCAUUGUGUCCGCGGCGUCCCAAAGAAGAAACGCGGACUCAAGUCCGAAGACAAAACAAGGAACGCAGAGCAGGAGCUGCGAGUGUUAACAGCCAGCCGGCCCACAUGUGCUACACGAGCGGUGCCACCUGCAGUUCCAUCUGCUCCGUCACCCACCAACUUCGUCAAGAGCUCAACUGGUGAAGAUCAGACGGGUCCGGAUGUGAGGUGGACGACUUCUGCAGUGGCUCCGCGCAACACGUCACGCUCUGACUCUCCGCACACAGGCCUGUGAUGUACAGUUGAAUAAAUACGGAUGUCAUAUAUAAGCUAUUAUAAUAAGCUGUAGUUGGUGAAUGACUUUUGGAUGAAGACGCUUCAUUUGCUCGCAAGAGUCUAAAUGUUUUCUUGAAAUACAUGAGACGUAGAGGUAGAAAGGGUAUCAUUAGCAACCUCAUGAUGAUGUGAAAACAUUUUCCAGUGUUUAACCUUGGGCAAGAACAGCAUCUGAUAAAAAAAACACAUUGAUUGUUUUUGCAGGCUAGCGAGUUAGAAAAAGCUGCUGUUUAUUGUUACAAACAGGAUGUCGGCAAGGGUUUGGAUUCUCGAAAGAUGUUUACAAAAUGAAACCAUGUACAGGCCUUCAGAGAAGAUUCAAUCGUCAGAAACGAGAGAAUCCUCUUUGUUCCUCUAACCUGCUAUCGUUGUGCCCUGACAAAAAAAAAAAGAAGAAAAGGAACCACCACUUGAAUUAAUUCAGCGGAGUUGUUCAGCAGACAACUUGAAGGGUCGAGGUUUAACGUCCUACUCCCCGGCGUGAAUGUGUUACUGUCAACUAGAAGCAGCCAGAUGCUGAGAAAUUGCAGCAAGGAAGAAUAGUUUAAAAGAACAAAGCACUAGCAUCAAAGCUAACUUUUCUCCUAUCUCGUAUUACUCAACAGAUACUCUCUUUGAAGUUCUUUUUUAUUUCUCUUUAAAAGCCAUAGUUUAGUCGGUGACUUGUGAUUUGUUAUGAAGAAAGUUCUUCAUGUCCAUCC